GCAACAAAUACCAUCAAAUAUGGCAUCGAAAAGCUCUACAAACCCCAAAAAUCUCUACCCACAAGUCGAUCAAUCGAACCCAUAUUCAAAUUCCUCAUUUUCAUCAUCAAAUCCUUCAGCUCCAUCGAUGUACCCAUCUCUCAAAACCAAAGAUCUCGCCGAGAAUCUCUUCCCGGACACCGGCGAACAACAACCGGCAGCUUUUGAAUCGUCGGAGGAAGUCGUCGUCAAGAUUCCAGACUCCAUCGUUCAUUUAAUCGACAAGCAACAAAGCAUAGAGUUAGCUUCCGGCGUGUUCGAAAUAAUCCGUCUCCGGCAAGGCGGCAACGUCGUCGCCGUCCUCGCUCGUAUCGGAACCGAAAUCCAAUGGCCGUUGGCGAAAGACGAGGCCGCCGUGAAGCUAGACGGAUCUCACUACUUUUUCAAUCUCCGAGUACCUUCACAGCCCGGCGACGGCGUGGAGCCUGACGAUCUUAUAAACUACGGUUUAACGAUCACCGGAAAAGGGUCGGAGGAAUUGGAUAGGGUUUUGGAGGAGUACAGUGCUUUUUCGGUGAAGGAAGUGGAGAGGGGUGUGGCGGUGGUGGUGGAAGGUGGUUCACCGGAGGCUAAAGCGGCGGCGUAUUGGACAACAUUGGCGCCAAACGUGGAGGAUUAUAGCGGGUCGGUUGCUAAGAUGAUUGCAGCCGGGUCGGGUCAGUUAAUCAAAGGGAUAUUGUGGUGUGGAGAUGUGACCGUCGACAGGUUGAAAUGGGGGAAUGAAUUUUUGAAGAAGAGAAUGAAAUCAGGCCCCAAAUCAGAAGUUAGUCCAGAAGCUUUGAAGAGGAUGAAAAGGGUGAAGAAAUUGACCAAGAUGUCGGAGAACGUAGCAACAGGGCUGCUUUCCGGAGUGGUGAAGGUGUCGGGGUUCUUCACGAGCUCGAUUGUGAACUCGAAACCAGGAAAGAAGUUCUUCAACCUUCUUCCUGGGGAAAUCGUACUUGCUUCUUUAGACGGAUUCAAUAAGGUAUGUGAUGCGGUUGAAGUAGCCGGAAGGAGUGUUAUGUCGACCACAUCGACCGUCACGACCGAUCUCGUUUCACAUAAGCAUGGUGAAGAUGCGGCAAAGGUGACUAGCGAAGGAAUGGGUGCUGCAGGGCAUGCGAUAGGGACGGCUUGGGCGGUGUUCAAGAUACGAAAGGCGUUGAACCCGAAAAGUGUCGUUAAGCCGACGACUCUUGUGAAAGCAGCUGCUUCUCGAUCGGGGUCGUCGAAAUCGGAAAACGUUAAGUAGCUGUGAUCGUUGGAGAUUUUUCGAUAUGUUGCAUAUGUAAUAUUGUGUCUUUUGUGCUUGGAUGUUGUUUGCAUUAAAAGGAAGGGUAUUAUAUGGCAAAGUGAUUUGUAAGUUGUAACGAUGACCACGGACUAAACGAUUCAAGAAUUAAAUCGUUGGAUUUUCUUCACAGUAUUCCCAUUUUUUGGUUUA
Cynara cardunculus var. scolymus (artichoke) is the source of this 1465-nucleotide messenger RNA. Its product is annotated as protein EARLY-RESPONSIVE TO DEHYDRATION 7, chloroplastic-like. The record is from RefSeq and is a predicted model, not a curated record. Gene Ontology annotation, cellular component: plasma membrane. Lineage: Eukaryota; Viridiplantae; Streptophyta; Magnoliopsida; Asterales; Asteraceae. The transcript is spliced from 4 exons. The coding region runs from base 20 to 1273 and encodes 417 amino acids.